GGGCAGCUGCGCACAGAGUGACGGCGAGCUGGGCGCCGCGGUCACCCGGGGUAAAGAUGGCUGUGACUCUGCAGCGCAUCGAGCAGCUGUCCAGUCGGGUGGUGCGCGUGUUGGGCUGUAACCCGGGUCCCAUGACCCUGCAAGGCACCAACACGUACCUGGUGGGGACCGGCAACAGGAGAAUCCUCAUUGACACAGGAGAGCCGUCAGUUCCAGAAUACAUCAGCUGUUUAAAGCAAGCGUUGGCGGAAUUCGGCACAACAAUCCAGGAGAUUCUAGUGACUCACUGGCAUCAUGACCAUUCCGGAGGCAUAGUAGAUAUUUGUAAAAACAUCGGCGGUGACACGACCUACAGCAUUAAGAAACUUCGACGGAAUCCUCAGAGAGAAGAAACUAUAGCAAACGGAGCACAGCAGUAUGUUUAUAUAGAAAACGGAGAGCUGAUUAAGACAGAGGGAGCCACUCUCAAAGUUUUAUACACUCCUGGCCACACUGAUGAUCACAUGGCUUUACUCCUGGAAGAGGAAAACGCCAUCUUUUCUGGGGAUUGCAUCCUAGGAGAAGGGACAACGGUCUUUGAAGACCUCUCUGAUUAUAUGAACUCACUAAAAGACUUACUAAAAAUCAAAGCUGACAUUAUAUAUCCAGGACAUGGCCCGGUAAUCUAUAAUGCUGAAGCUAAAAUUCUGGAAUAUAUUUCUCACAGAAAUAACCGAGAAGAGCAAAUUAUUACAUUAUUCCGUGAUAACUUUGAGAAAUCAUUUACAGUAACUGAACUUGUGAAAGCGAUUUACAAGAAUGUUCCAGAGAAUUUACUUAAGAUGGCAGAGCAUAAUCUCUUGCUUCAUUUGAAAAAACUAGAGAAAGAUGGCAAAAUAUUUUACGUCACAAGUCCUGACAAGAAAUGGAAAGCUGUCCUUUAGUUUCCGAUCAGAAGCUCUGUCUGGUUUUACUUUUACAGGAUGGUAGGUGCUUUUAGCUAUAGAUUAUUUAUAAAAAAUAUUGAAUAUAGGGCUUGAUACCUUUGUGA
This is a messenger RNA of Acomys russatus (golden spiny mouse), 1030 nucleotides long. It is a transcript of the gene Lactb2, whose product is annotated as lactamase beta 2. Lineage: Eukaryota; Metazoa; Chordata; Mammalia; Rodentia; Muridae. The transcript has 7 exons. Bases 57 to 923 code for a protein of 288 amino acids. Gene Ontology annotation, molecular function: single-stranded RNA binding; RNA endonuclease activity. Gene Ontology annotation, cellular component: mitochondrial matrix. The record is from RefSeq and is a predicted model, not a curated record.